GAGUGAUGGACUCUCCCCAUUGGUAGAACGGCAGGCGUAGUGUCUGAGUGACAUUGAUAAGCGAGGCUACGCAUGCGCAUUAGGCCGGCAAACUUUGGCGCGCUUCCUGUGAACUGAGGCCUGUGCAGUCCAGUAACAUGCCGAAACGCUCUUAUCCGUUCGAUAGCCUGGCCCCGCCACAGAUGAAGACGCACGUAGGGCAGAAGGAGCUCGUCCAGGGCGUGUGUGGGGACAGCUUGAAGCGGGAGAUCUUUGAAAGGACCAAAAAACUCCUUUUCAGUGGAGCGAAGGCCAUUAUGGGAAAUCAAGGGAACCAAAAUAAGAACAGUAAUCCCGAUGGGGAGACCCCUGUGCACGAGUUACUGACCGGACAGACCACAAUAGGACAAGAUGGGAAGCUGCACAGAUCCUCGCGGACAUCACAGCCUGUGGAGGGAUCCAGAGCAUGCUCCUCCUGUGUGCGAUCAGUUGGUGAGAAAGAAGCAUGCAAACAGUGUGAGCGCUACAUCUGUAGAGACUGCAGCAAGUCAUGCAGCUGCUGCUCUGCAAUCAGUUGCUCCAAUUGUACAGUUCUUGUCGAUGGUGACCUUGGGGAGCAAACGUACUGCACAGCUUGUUCUGUAUAUGAAGUGUAACCACGGGAGUCCAUUCUGCAGCCUGUCUUGUCAAUGUUUUUUAUAUUUGUAAAAUUUUUAUAUUUGUAUGUAUUUUAUAUCUAAAUCUGAUGCAUGAAAUAAAGAUUAUAAUGAAUUGAUGACCACUA
Molecule: messenger RNA, 763 nt
Organism: Hyla sarda
Lineage: Eukaryota; Metazoa; Chordata; Amphibia; Anura; Hylidae
Gene: SIVA1
Product: SIVA1 apoptosis inducing factor
Exons: 4
Coding region: 138-635 (165 amino acids)
Biological process (GO): extrinsic apoptotic signaling pathway
Molecular function (GO): CD27 receptor binding
Source: RefSeq, a predicted model, not a curated record